Messenger RNA from Geosmithia morbida, 1296 nucleotides. Its product is annotated as tyrosinase. Lineage: Eukaryota; Fungi; Ascomycota; Sordariomycetes; Hypocreales; Bionectriaceae. Gene Ontology annotation, molecular function: oxidoreductase activity. The record is from RefSeq and is a predicted model, not a curated record. Bases 1 to 1296 code for a protein of 431 amino acids. The transcript is spliced from 4 exons.
AUGCGGGCGGCCGAUCAGCUGCGCUCCCCGUUCUGGGACUGGGCGGCGGACAUGCGAGUGCCCCCUGUAACGGCGUCCCAGACUCUGACGAUCAACAUCUCCACCGGUAACGGUGUCGAGGAGAGCGAGGUUGAAAACCCUCUCUGGACUUUUAGAUUCCCUCGAGCAGCGUUGGAGAGCCGGUUCGGGGAGGGACAGUGGGACCCGGACAACAAUAAUGAGCGGACCUUCCGCUGUGUUGAGCCAGGCGAAAGCUAUCCUCGCACGGCCAACGAACUGCUCGCGGAACGCCCGUAUCAAAGCUGGUUGUACAACUGCUUUACGCGCGCCCAGACCUUUUCCCAGUUCGCGUCAACGGGCGACAUUGGGAUGAGCCUCGAACAGAUACACAACGGAGUUCACUGGGACGCUGCUUGCAAGGGACAGUUUCUCUCAUCGGAAUUUUCGGCCUUCGAUCCACUCUUCAUGUUGCACCACACCAAUGUCGAUCGACUCUGGGCGUACUGGCAGGUGAUUCACCCGAGCGAGACCAUGUUCCACGAAUCGUACGAGGGCGGCGCGCGAUUCUCUACACGAGAAGGGACAGUCAUCACGCCCAGGUCUCCCCUCCAUCCCUUCUUCGCCUCGGAAGACGAGCUGCACACGCCGACGACGGUGGACAGCAUCGAAGACUUUGGGUACACGUACGAGGGCCUCGAAUACUGGGAAAAGUCGAGGGAGCAGAUGGCGCAGAACGCCAGAAGGAUCAUCAACAGACAGUAUGGCCCCGGGAACAGGGAACUGAAGCGGCGCGAUGGCAAGCCGGUGAGGAGGUACUCGGUGGCGAUUGAAGUGGAGGUGGACGGUCUCGAGCGGCCGUGCUCAGUGGAGCUGACGAUUGCCAACCACUUUGUGGGAAACUUUGUGGUGAUGAAGCAGCCGAGGAGUGGCAUCCUCUACGGCAGCUUCCCGCUACACGACAUACUAAAGGCCGUCGGAUCGGUCAAGAGGCCGUUGAGUAACCAAGGGAAGCCGUUGGAUGGAGACGGGAUCUUUGACGCGAUUGUUCACUCGUUUGAUAUUUCCAUUGUCAAGCCCAACGGCGCGCACAUUCCCCUUUCAACGGUCCGCUCACUCAAGAUUGAGCUUGAGGAUGUGCUCGUGACUCCCCCAACGUCAGACGACCAGUUUCCCACGUACGGUAUACCCCGACGACGUCCACUGAUUGCCGUGCAGAGGCAGCCUACAGCUACGCCUUCGUCUGAUUUGACGCCGACGACGACGACGACGUUGACGCCGACGACGGCCUACGAAUGA